CUUGGUUUCUAACAAGUCGUUUGAUCUUUAAAGAACAAUUAUGUGUAUAAUAAACAAUGCCACCUGACGAAAAUAUUGGGUAUACUGACUGGGAGUUUACAAGUAGCGAAUGGACGGGUCUAGUAGUUAGUGGCUCAGUUGCUGCAACAAUCUCAUUUGCCGCCAAUAUAUGCGUUAUAAUUGUACACUUUUCCAUUAUGUGGUAUCGACCAAAUAUUGUCAGCCGUUUGUCAUUACGUAUGAUUGUUUGCUCAUGUGUACUAAAUAUAGUCUAUAAUGCAUGUCAAUCGGUGACAUAUCAUAUAUUGGGCACGAAUAUUCAAUGUCAUCGACUAACUUAUGUCCUAUCAGCAACGGAUGUGAUGUCGUGUAUGUGUUUAGCUAUGGUGGGUCUCAGCUUGGUCAUGGUAUUUGUCGUCAAAGUAUCGCGCAGCUUGAAGUUGGAGUUACUAUAUUAUCUCAUAGUGGCAGCGUCGGGUAUUCUGGUGGCAAUCGUUUCGCUAGUAAGUGGCGAAAAGACAUUUGGGCCAUCGGAGCCAGACGAUCCGUCUAAAUGCUGGUACUAUUAUCAUUACGGACGCCGGCAGAACAUAUUCAAUUGGCUAUGGUACUACAGCUGGCUACUGUUCUCAUUAGCAUUUGCUGCAGUUUGCGCCAUUGUAUCAAUUAAAUUCAUCAGGAAAAGACAUGAAAAUUUUGCAGGAGCAAUGGAUAUGUUCACUAGUAAAGCUUCAAAGAAAGAUCAGGUGACUAUGGCUAUUUUACGAAGGUAUGCAAAUGAUAACACGGAUGUCUUCAGAAAAAUUGCAAAAAGAUGCGUCUGUUAUCCUUUAGUUCCUUUAAUAUCAAAAUCCUGGGGAGUGAGCAUUGAAAUUGCAGCAACAUUGAAUGCCCCUAUACCUUACGCCAUUUUUGUUUUGGAUCGAUUAUUUGCCAGUUCUAUCGGUCUGAUGGUUAGCGUUAUUUAUUUUACCGAUCCAGCCAUUGAAGCAGUCUUUAAAGGCGGUCUAGAGUCAUUGAAGAAGCGGUAUGUUUAUGAUUAUUUCACGUUGAAAAUGCUACCCGGAGAAGGAUUUGACAGUGAACCUGAUUGUCAAUUACCGAGAAUUGUUAAAAUUGCUCCAAGUUCUCGCUCCUCAACCUCCAAACUUAUACCAAAGCAUAGUGUGGCAACUCACACGCCAGUUUUGAAGGAGGAAAACCUACUAUUAAACCCCUUAGAAAUAUCACCUCUCAGUAUGCAGCAAAGUAUAAUGCCCUUGAGGGAACGGCCGUCCAGAAAUGAUCCUUCGAUAGCGCAUUUGCCCAAAAUGACUUUGGACAUAGAAGAGGGGAAAAAAAAGACACACGAUUCAUUACAGUCGAGACAAUUAACAAUAAUAUAUGUCAGAUCUGCCAAAGGUAAUGAAUUCGUACCCAAAGUUGUCGAUGAUGAUUCGAAUAAUACUACUGAGAGUAAGAAAAAACGCAAGAAAGGAACACAGUAUUUAAUCAUCCCAAUGAGACGCUUGGACCAAGAAAUUCAGCCCGAAAUGAUGAAAUCAGAGGAUCCGUCAAGGGGCUCUGAUCGUUUUGUUGGACCAUACCAACGUUUUGACAGUUAUUCAAAAAAUAUGGACAACGUAGAAACGUUGGUUCCUUACGGAAAACCUCGUAUAGCUUGUUUCAUACAUUGGAUGCUUGUAACGAUAUUUAAAGUAACACCAUUAUGCAGCCGCGAAGGAGAAAAUACCACUACAGAACAAAGUACUGGAACAGGGGCAAUAAAUCAACGUCAUUUCCAUGACUAUACAGAUGCUCCAGACCCAGUUUCUCCUAUUAUACAACAACAGCAACGUCAAAAUAGUUCUUUGGCAAUUUCGCGGCCUAGUACAACUGCGACCCAUCCAUUGCAAUUGGAGCCCCAGACUUCUCUACCAGCCUCUACACCUAGUUUAGAAUCCUUAGAGGAAGGAAGGGCAUCAACUCAAGAAAAAUUUUCAAUACCACAACAGCAACAGCAUCGAAAAACGAGCCGCUUUGAUACCGUAGGCCUCACAUCUACUAUGUUUCGCCGCAAACGGUCGAAUAGUUUUGGCGAAGGCACGGCGUUCGACAAUCAUCAUCCAAUACAAAUGAAACGUGUCAUUAGUAUUUCUAUUGCUGACCUACAACGAAGUAAAGAACGUAAGCGAGAAUUUGACUCUUUACCUAGUUUUUCAUCAUGGUCAUCAGCAACGAGGAAGAAAACCUUGGGAGAAGGGCCGAAAAAACUUGUAUCUAAUUUAGCAAGAUCAAAGAUUGUAGAAAGAGGAAAAUUCAUGAGUCCCAUUUCUGAUGAAACAAGCGGAGAUGUGCCUCGAAUUCCAAAGCACAGCGAGACGGGAACAAUAGAUGGCACAUGUUUGUUGGAAAGACAGAUAGAAAAAGAUGAAGAACCCAUUAAUGAUAGUACAUCUAUUACGAAAGAGUUGAGAAACAACGAAAGUGUUGUUAAAUCGACCUUUACUCGAAAUCCACCUUUCCGUAUAAGGAAGAAUACAGCAUUGCCAGUGUUUGAGGAGUCCACCCAGUACAAAAAAAAUACACAACCAUUAUACCCAGUGGAAUUAUCCCCACCGCCACGCCAGGUUGAGAAGAAGGGUUUGCUUUCUAAUGCACACAGCAGUCAAUACCAUGACGUGCUUCCUAAUAAUCUGACACCUUCCUACCUUACGUUUGACAAUGUCAACGAUGUUCUGAACAAUAUGACAAAUAGAACAGAUUUAACUUCGGCUGAACGACAAUUUGUUGACUCGAUUCCACGUUCAAAAAGUAGGAAUAAACAUGAUAAUCGAUUAUUGACUAUCGCGGCUGGAGUGGAGCUGGAAGGCCUGCUGAAUGGCAAAACUAUUUUAGAAGACAUCUCAAAUUGGGAAGAAAAAGGGAAUGCUACCUUUAGAGAUAGAUUUCACUAUUUUAAUGAAAACUGGAUGUAGUAGAUAUAGAUAAUUGAAUAGCAGACAUAUUGAUGUUUUAUGAAUUGCUUGAAUCCAUUCCGAGUCUAUAACAAAUAGACACUUCAUACUAACUAUUGCCGCAUAAUAUACAAUACUGUGACCAUCGAUAACUGCAAAUUUUAUAUAGAUUUUGUUAGUGAUAAUCAAUCCGGAUAAUCAAGUUUUGAGAUGAUAUUUUGGAGAUACAUACGCAUAUACUUGGAUAGGACAAGACUUCAAAUUCUAGAUCUUCGUUAAU
This is a messenger RNA of Mycotypha africana, 3216 nucleotides long. RefSeq lists its product as uncharacterized. Gene Ontology annotation, cellular component: plasma membrane. Gene Ontology annotation, biological process: adenylate cyclase-activating G protein-coupled receptor signaling pathway. Bases 57 to 2957 code for a protein of 966 amino acids. The transcript has 5 exons. The record is from RefSeq and is a predicted model, not a curated record. Lineage: Eukaryota; Fungi; Mucoromycota; Mucoromycetes; Mucorales; Mycotyphaceae. Gene Ontology annotation, molecular function: G protein-coupled receptor activity.